Messenger RNA from Erythranthe guttata (spotted monkey flower), 4168 nucleotides. Lineage: Eukaryota; Viridiplantae; Streptophyta; Magnoliopsida; Lamiales; Phrymaceae. The record is from RefSeq and is a predicted model, not a curated record.
CGCGGAGAUGGCUCGCCAAAUGACGACUUCCGCCUUCCACAAAUCAAAAACCCUCGACAACAAAUACAUGCUUGGAGAUGAAAUUGGGAAGGGGGCUUAUGGAAGAGUGUACAAGGGCUUGGAUUUGGAGAAUGGAGAUUUUGUUGCAAUCAAGCAAGUCUCUCUAGAGAACAUUGCCCAAGAGGAUCUCAACACUAUUAUGCAAGAGAUCGAUUUGCUAAAGAAUUUGAAUCAUAAGAACAUUGUGAAAUAUCUUGGAUCUUUGAAGACGAAAACUCAUCUUCACAUUAUUCUUGAGUAUGUUGAGAAUGGUUCACUUGCAAAUAUUAUUAAACCAAAUAAGUUUGGACCUUUCCCAGAGUCUUUGGUGGCUGUCUAUAUAGCCCAGGUAUUGGAAGGUUUAGUAUAUUUACAUGAACAAGGUGUAAUUCAUCGAGAUAUCAAGGGGGCAAAUAUUUUGACAACAAAAGAGGGUCUCGUCAAACUUGCAGAUUUCGGGGUUGCCACAAAACUUACUGAAGCAGAUGUUAACACACAUUCUGUUGUUGGAACGCCUUACUGGAUGGCGCCUGAGGUCAUUGAAAUGUCAGGAGUUUGUGCCGCAUCUGAUAUUUGGAGUGUUGGCUGCACCGUGAUUGAACUUCUCACAUGUGUUCCACCAUAUUAUGACCUGCAGCCCAUGCCUGCCCUGUUUAGGAUUGUACAGGAUGAGCAUCCUCCAAUUCCAGAUAGUCUAUCUCCAUCCAUUACUGAUUUCCUGCGCCAGUGUUUUAAGAAGGAUGCUAGACAGAGGCCCGAUGCUAAAACUUUACUUUCACACCCCUGGAUUCAAAACUCAAGACGUGCUCUGCAGACUUCUCUACGUCAUAGUGGAACACUAAAAAAUAUUGAGGAAGAUGGACCCGGGAAUGCUGAAUUAAGUCGCGGAAAACUGCAUAAUGUGGAAACAUCUUCCACUGAGAAAGAAGGUAAGCUGGAGGCCCUUUCUUCAGGGGUCACCAAGUCGUUUGAGGAUGAUAGUUCCAAUCUGACCGAGGGAAGGUCAGAUAACCUAGAGGCAGAUGUUAUUUCAGAUCGAGAUCCAACAUAUGAAAAGUCACCUAUGCAAGUAUUAGAUAGUCAUGAGGCGUCAAUUUCUAAUUCCACGGAGAACUUUAGUCAGCAGGACGAAGUGAUAUUAAAUGAUGUCGAACCUGAUGAAUCUAACAAAAAGAAUGUUAUGUCUAGAAAAGUUGAGAAAAAGGGAAGCACUGUUUCUACUGACCAUAGUAAAUUUAGUUUUGGUCAAAAGAGCCAAGAUAGUAGCUCACAAAAGUCUUUGAAGGAAUCAAUGAACUCCGGUGGAAAUGAGCUUAGUAGAUUCAGUGACCCCCCAGGUGAUGCUAAUUUGGACGAUUUAUUUCAUCCUUUGGAGAACUUGGAGGACCGAGUAACUGAAGCCUCUACCUCUGCAUCCUCUUCACAUUUGAUCCGGGACAAUGCAAUCCCUGACAGUGGAAAAAAUGAUCUAGCUACAAAAUUAAGGGCCACAAUUGCUCAGAAACAAAUGGAGAAUGAAUCAGCACAGGCAAAUGGUGACCUACUUCGUCUAAUGAUGGGUGUUUUGAAGGAAGAUGUAAUUGAUAUUGAUACCCUGGGAUUUGAAGAUAAAUUGCCUGCAGAAAAUCUUUUUCACCUUCAGGCGGUAGAAUUUAGCAAAUUAAUACACCUGAUUCCAGGAGAGUUUUGUCUAGUUGGUCUUAUUCCUGUUGUGAUGGGCUUUGCCGUGCAUGACCGUCCUCGGGAGGUCCGCAUGGAAGCAGCAUACUUCAUACAGCAACUCUGCCAAUCAAGCUCGUUGACGUUGCAAAUGUUUAUUGCUUGUCGUGGUAUACCCAUCCUGGUGGGCUUUCUAGAGGCUGAUUAUGCAAAGUAUAGGGAAAUGGUUCAUAUGGCUAUUGAUGGCAUGUGGCAGGUUUUCAAACUUCAGAAGUCCACCUCUAGAAAUGAUUUUUGUCGUAUAGCUGCCAAGAACGGGAUAUUACUUAGACUUAUUAACACUCUUUACAGUUUGAACGAGGCAACUCGUCUAGCUGCUGUAACUUCAGGUGGGGGGUUCCCUCCUGAUGGUUUGGCUCCUCGACCAAGAUCCGAUGCUCUGGAUUCUAGCAGUCCUUCAUUUGUGCAGAUGGAUUCUUCAUUUUAUGGGAGCGACCAGCCUGAGCACCUUAGACUUAAGCAAGGAGACCAGAUAUCACAAACCAGACUACAAGAACCGUCACGGACAUCAAUAUCACUUUCGCCUGAACAAAGAUUUGUCCCUUCCGAUGUUGAUAGGCCUCAAUCAAGUACUGCUACAUUGGAGGCUUCAGGUGCUUCAAGAGUGACCGAUCAAAGAAGUGCAAAUUCAGCAAGCAGGACAUCCACGGAUAAGGCUCCAAAAUCAGCGGACAUGACAUCAAAUGGAUUCCCUACUCACACUGGUGGCCAGCAAGAGAAUGUUAGACCCCUUCUAAGUUUACUGGAUAAAGAACCUCCAUCACGCCAUUUCUCUGGUCAGCUAGAGUAUGUACGGCAUCUCACAGGGGUCGAGAAACAUGAAAACAUUUUGCCUCUUUUGCAUGCAUCUAAUGACAAGAAAACGAAUGGACUUGAUUUUUUGAUGGCUGAAUUCGCAGAGGUUUCUGGACGAGGAAGGGAAAAUUCUAAUGUGGAUUCAUUGCCUAGAGGUUCACCUAAAGCAGCUAAUAAGAAGUUAGGAUCUCUGGCAUCAAAUGGAGGAAUUGUUGCUACAUCUGGGCUUGCAUCACAGAGGGCAUCUGGUGUGCUUUCUGGUUCAGGAGUUUUAAAUGCAAGACCAGGGAGUGCUACGUCAUCUGGUCUUCUCUCGCAUAUGGUAUCACCAUGGAAUGUUGAUGUUGCUCGGGAAUAUCUGGAAAAGGUGGCAGACCUUCUAUUUGAGUUUGCUGCAGCAGACACAGCAGUAAAGUCUUAUAUGUGUAGCCAAAGUCUGCUUAGUCGUCUAUUUCAGAUGUUCAAUAAGAUAGAGCCCCCAAUUCUUUUGAAGCUAUUGAAGUGUAUAAAUCAUCUGUCAACCGAUCCACAUUGCUUAGAACAUCUUCAGCGAGCCGAUGCAAUCAAGUAUUUGAUCCCCAACCUUGAUCUUAAAGAAGGUGCCCUUGUGUCACAAAUUCAUCAUGAGGUCCUUAAUGCACUAUUCAACCUAUGUAAGAUUAACAAGAGGAGACAAGAGCAAGCGGCAGAAAAUGGGAUAAUUCCCCACUUGAUGCUUUUUGUCAUGACAGAUUCGCCUUUAAAACAGUAUGCGCUACCUCUUCUAUGUGAUAUGGCCCAUGCAUCACGAAACUCAAGGGAGCAAUUACGAGCUCAUGGGGGUCUGGAUGUGUACCUCAGCCUUCUCGAAGAUGACCUCUGGUCUGUGACUGCAUUAGAUUCUAUUGCUGUAUGCUUGGCCCACGAUAAUGAAAACAGGAAAGUAGAACAAGCUUUGCUUAGAAAGGAGGCUGUACAGAAACUGGUUAAGUUCUUCCAGUGCUGUCCUGAACAACACUUCUUGCACAUAUUAGAACCGUUCUUGAAAAUUAUCACGAAAUCGUCUCGGAUUAAUACUACUUUAGCAGUUAACGGGUUGACACCACUGCUAAUCUCUAGACUUGUUCAUCCAGAUGCAAUAGCUCGCCUGAAUUUACUUAAAUUAAUAAAGGCUGUGUACGAACAUCACCCUCGACCAAAGCAACUGAUUGUGGAAAAUGAUUUGCCUCAGAAGCUUCAGAAUUUGAUAGAGGAGAGAAGAGACGGACAGAGUUCCGGAGGACAAGUUUUGGUUAAGCAAAUGGCAACUUCACUACUAAAAGCACUUCAUAUCAACACUGUACUAUGAGAUAUAUAAAUCGCGAUGUUCCCAUCUAUUCCUGUUAUGUAUAUUUCCUUCAUAUUUGUAAAAAGCUUCAUUUUGUUCCCAAUAUUCCUUCCUUUUUGGUGUUGUUUUUUAUGUUUUCACGUUGCCCGACAUUUAGUUUUUCAUUUUCUAUUUUAAAACAAGAUGUGAAAGUAGCUGUUUGAUGGUGGCCAUUGUUUCUUGCAUUAUUGAAUCUUUUAUUUUGAAAUCUGCGUUGUUGAUCCGUGACCUUUAUUUUGUAUAUUGACGACAAUCCGGAUCAAGUUGAAU